Molecule: messenger RNA, 516 nt
Organism: Lycium ferocissimum
Lineage: Eukaryota; Viridiplantae; Streptophyta; Magnoliopsida; Solanales; Solanaceae
Exons: 1
Coding region: 1-516 (171 amino acids)
Source: RefSeq, a predicted model, not a curated record
AUGACGCCAUUCGAGGCUUUAUAUGGUAAGAGGUGUCGUUCUCCGAUUAGGUGGUUUGAUACUUUUGAGGUGAGACCUUGGGGUACGAAUUUGCUGAGAGAGCCCUUAGACAAAGUGAAGCUGAUUCAAGAAAAGCUUCUGGCAGCCCAGAGCAGGAAAAAAGAGUAUACGGACCGGAAGAUUUGGGAGUUGGAGUUUAUGAAGGGUGAACAAGUUCUUCUGAAGCUUUCACCCAUGAAGGGUUUCAUGCGAUUUGGGAAGAAAGGCAAUUUAAGCUCGAGGUACAUUGGCCUAUUUGAGAUUUUCUGUUGUAUUGGCACAGUGGCUUAUGAGUUAGCUUUGCCACUAGGCUUGUCAGGUGUUCAACCGGUACUUCAUGUUUCCAUGCUGAAGACGUACCAUUCAGACAGUUCUUAUAUCAUUCGUUGGGACACAGUUUUGCUCGAUGAGAAUCUGUCUUAUGAGGAAGAACCUAUAGCGAUCUUGGAUAGGCAAGAGAAAAAGUUGAGGUCGUAG